This is a messenger RNA of Botrytis deweyae, 7212 nucleotides long. RefSeq lists its product as uncharacterized. Lineage: Eukaryota; Fungi; Ascomycota; Leotiomycetes; Helotiales; Sclerotiniaceae. Bases 1 to 7212 code for a protein of 2403 amino acids. The record is from RefSeq and is a predicted model, not a curated record. Gene Ontology annotation, cellular component: myosin complex. Gene Ontology annotation, molecular function: cytoskeletal motor activity; actin filament binding; ATP binding. The transcript has 3 exons.
AUGGCAUCCAAUUUUCAGAUAAAGCGCAACAAUCCUUUUGCUAGGUCAGGGACUUUAUCCCCGGAACCAGGUGUUCCCAAAGGCAGGCCGAAAAGUGCAAUAUUUGCGUCAGCUCCUUUCUCAUCACCGGCACAAAGCCAUCAAACACACAAUCGACACCAAUCCUACUCCUCGCUGGGAGAUAUCGUGCCCCCCAAUAAUAAUAAUGUUUCACUAAGAUUUCGCUCCAAUUCUAAGUCGACUGCUCCCUCUUCAAAUACAUUUGCGCCUUCAUUCAUCAAUUCGGAAGAGAUGCGACUCGGCGCAGAAACUGUGAUGGCAAUGGAAGGAGAGAAUGAUUUCUCCGGAAAGAGAUAUGUUUGGUUGAAAGAUCCUCAAACUGCAUUCGUCAAAGGAUGGGUAGUAGAGGAGUUGGAAAAUCAUCAUAUACUGGUCCAAUGUGACGAUGGAAGUCAACGAGAGGUCGAUCCUGAAACUGUUGACAAAGUAAACCCCGCGAAAUUCGACAAAGCAAAUGACAUGGCAGAGCUUACGCAUCUCAAUGAAGCAUCAGUCGUCCAUAAUCUUCAUAUGAGAUACCAAGCUGAUCUCAUUUACACCUAUUCAGGCUUGUUCCUGGUUACUAUUAAUCCAUAUUGCUCAUUACCUAUAUACACGAAUGAGUACAUCAAUUUAUACAAGGGACGAGGUCGGGAAGAGAGUAAACCACACAUAUUUGCAACGGCAGAUGAGGCCUUCAGGAACCUAGUUGAAGAAGGAGAAAACCAAACUAUUCUUGUAACUGGAGAGUCUGGAGCCGGAAAAACGGAAAAUACCAAAAAAGUCAUUCAAUACCUGGCGGCAGUUGCAAACUCGGAAUCACCCAUGAAAAACAAGGUACAACAUUCAACCCUCUCGCAGCAGAUUCUUCGGGCAAACCCAAUCCUGGAAGCCUUUGGGAAUGCGCAGACAGUCAGGAAUCAUAAUUCUUCCCGCUUCGGAAAAUUCAUCAGGAUCGAGUUUACGCGCAAUGGCAGUAUAGCCGGUGCUUUCAUAGAUUGGUAUCUCUUUGAGAAAUCAAGAGUGGUAAGGCUGAAUGCUCAUGAGCGGAAUUAUCACGUUUUCUAUCAGCUUUUGAAGGGAGCUGAUCGCACAUUGAAAAACGAAUUCCUCAUCGAAGGAUUAGACGUAGAGGAUUUCGCUUAUACACGGGAUGGUCAUGACACCAUUGUUGGUGUCUCUGACAGAGAUGAGUGGAACACUUUGGUCGAGGCAUUCGAUGUUAUGGGCUUCUCCGAGAACGACCAAAUAUCUAUCUUACGAACAGUUGCUGCUGUUCUCCACCUGGGCAAUAUAACUGUCGUGAAGGAGAGUAGAUCGGCCGAUCAAGCUAGAUUGGCUCCGGAUGCCCGCGCACAGGCUGACAAAGUGUGUAAGCUACUUGGAAUUCCGCUCGAGCCAUUUUUGAAAGGGUUGUUACAUCCUCGAGUAAAAGCUGGACGGGAAUGGGUCGAGAAGGUGCAGACGCCAGAACAAGUUCUACUCGCAAUAGAUUCGUUGGCAAAGGGUAUCUACGAGAGGGGUUUUGGUGAUCUUGUAACCCGAAUCAAUCGCCAAUUGGAUAGGACUGGUAUGGGUCUCGAUGACUCUCACUUUAUCGGAGUACUUGAUAUUGCUGGAUUCGAAAUAUUCGAAGAAAACAGUUUUGAGCAACUGUGCAUCAACUACACGAACGAGAAGCUCCAGCAAUUUUUCAACCACCAUAUGUUUGUCCUUGAACAAGAAGAAUACGCCCGUGAGAAAAUCGAGUGGAAGUUUAUUGAUUUUGGACAUGAUCUCCAGCCUACGAUUGAUUUGAUUGAGUUGCCCAACCCCAUUGGUAUUUUCUCGUGUCUCGAUGAAGAUUGUGUGAUGCCAAAAGCCACGGACAAGUCAUUUACGGAAAAGCUUCAUUCUCUUUGGGAUCGCAAAACUCCCAAGUAUCGUGCCUCUAGGCUUGGGCAAGGAUUUAUGCUCACUCACUAUGCCGCCGAAGUUGAAUAUUCUACCGAAGGAUGGUUGGAGAAGAACAAGGAUCCAAUGAAUGAUAACAUUACAAGAUUGUUGGCUGCAUCCAGCGAUGCACAUGUUGCAAAUCUCUUCAGUGAUUGCUCUGAAGCAGGCGAUGACUCUGGUGCCAUCCGAAGCAGGGUCAAGAAAGGCCUUUUUCGCACCGUCGCUCAAAGACAUAAAGAACAGCUAUCUAGCUUAAUGGCCCAGCUGCAUUCGACGCAUCCUCAUUUUGUGAGGUGUAUCAUACCCAACCACAAGAAAAAACCUAAGCAACUCAGUGCACCACUUGUGCUCGACCAAUUGCGCUGCAACGGUGUCUUGGAGGGUAUCAGAAUUGCACGCACUGGUUUUCCAAACAGACUUCAUUUUUCAGAGUUCCGACAAAGAUAUGAAGUUUUGUGCAGGAACAUUCCCAAAGGGUACCUUGAUGGCCAGACAGCAGCUAGUAUGAUGUUAGAUAAACUUCAAUUGGACAAGUCAUUGUUCCGUGUUGGAAUCACCAAAGUCUUCUUUCGUGCCGGUGUGUUGGCAGAGCUUGAAGAACAACGUGAUGCCUUGAUCCGCGAGAUUAUGACACGGUUCCAAUCCCUGGCACGCGGUUUUACCCAGCGACGUAUUGCCAAUAAGCGACUGUAUAGAGCAGAGGCAACACGGAUCAUACAGCGAAAUUUCCAAGUUUACAUCGACCUUUGUGAGAACCCUUGGUGGCGCCUCUUAGUCAAGAUGAAGCCGUUAUUGGGAGCUUCGAGAACGUCAGGAGAAGUCAAGAAGAGAGAUGAGAUGAUAAAGCAGCUUAACGAGAAAAUGGACCAAGAGGCGUCAGAACGCCAAAGACUAGACGAGGAACGACGAAAUACUCACACUGAGAUGUUAAAGAUCCAACAAACCUUAGAAAGCGAACGAGCGUUAGCCCUAGACAAGGAAGAGAUAUUUAAGCGUCUGCAGCUCCGUGAGACGGAGUUGAGCGAUAAGUUGGCUGGUGCUAUUGAAGAUCAGGAAAAGCUUGAGGAUCAACUGGAUGAUUUGCUAGAGGCCAAAAAGCGAGCGGAACAUCAAUCCGAUGAAUAUCGAUCUCAGUUGGAGCAAGCAGGUCACAUAAUAGCUAAGCUGGAGAGCGAAAAGCGAAACCUUGCUGAACAGCUGGCUGAUUUAGACAAUCAAUUGAAGGAUCUCGCCAAGAAGCAAGCGGAUCGAAGCGCACAAGAAGCGCAGCUUUCUCAGGACGUCCAGCUACUGCAAAGUCAACUGAGCAUUAAGGAGAGAAAGGUUCAGGACCUUGAGGCGAAGCUGAUCAGAAACGAUCAAGAUUCGGAAGUCAAGUUGGCUGCAGCGGCGAAAGACCUUCAAGCUUCUAAAUUAAGGGAAAGCAACUUAGCCAGCGAAAACCGCAAAGUACAGAAGCAACUUUCUGAUUUAUCUGCUACAUCGACAGGGUAUGAAGAUCUCGUCAGGCGCAAGGAAAGCGAGUUGGCUAUCCUUCGGUCUGAUAACCGUAAAUAUGAGGCCGAGAAGAAAAGUUUUGACGAGCAGAAGCGAUCACUUUCGGCGGAAAAAGAAAAUAUUGCCAACAGGUUAAAGGAAGUACAGGCCGAGAUGUUCGCAAUGAAAUCCCAGCAAGCCAAUUUACAAAAGGAAGCUGCCGACGCGAAAAAACUUCUUGAUGCUAGACUGACAGAAGAUGCUCACGCUGAACAAAAUCGAAAGAGGCUAGAAGAACAGAUCUCGACCUUGAAACAGCAAUUAUCAGAAGUGCAAAAAGACCUUAGCAAAGAACGGCAAUCUCGAGACGAUGUCCAACUCCUCGCAGAGCAUAAAUUCCGAGAGCUUAGUGAGAAGUUUCAAGAACUAAAUGAGGCUAAAAUCAUUAUCGAAAAGGAAUUAUACGUCCAACAAGACACUCUUAGAAGAGCAAUGGAGAACAGAGUUUCUGCUGAAAAGGAACGCAACGAAGCGCGAAACGAAAUCAGAAAGCUAAGAGAGGCGAAGAUUGCAGCCGAAGAGGCCAGGAUACAAGCUGAAGUAGUUGGAGACCGCAACGCAUCACGCCUAGCCCGCGAGCGCGAAGCUAGUUUGAAGAAAGAUCUUGAAGCGGAACAGAAUCGAGCAAAGUAUUUUGAGACUGAGUGCAGCCGCCUGAAUCAGCAAGUGGAAGAUCUUAAUAAGGUCAUGAUAGAGUCUGGAGAUUUUGGUCUCAAGGUCGAUCAAGAAAAGGAGCGACUUGAACGCGAACUGAACACAGUCCGAAGUCGAUUAAAUGCGUCUGAAAAUGACAAUCGUGCUUUACUCAAUAAGCUUCAACAAAAAGGUCUCGAGAUUGCCCGCACGAGCUCUAGGGCAAGUGAAUCAUCGAGAGGUCAGCUAAUAGCAGCCCAGCGAGAGAAAGCAAAGGUCGACGAGCAGAACAAGAAGCUCAAUAAACAGCUUGGCGAUGUACAAAUUCAACUGGCAUCCCUUCAAAAGCAAAAAGAAAAGCUGGAGCUUAAUCUUGAAGAUCUAACGCGUGAGGUUGAACGUGAGCAUUUGAGUAGUAGAAACGCAGAGAAGACCUCUUCUACUAUGACAACCCAGUUAGCAGAGGCAAACCGCAAAUUGGAGGAUGAACGACAGUUGCACUCUCAGGCUCAAUCUAAAAAUCGACAACUCCAAUCUUUGAUUGAUACCCGAGAUAAAGAUAUCAUUGAGCUGAUGAAAAUUGUGGACCCAGAGAUGCCUGCACCGCCGGUUGUACAACUCGAUGGUAGUUUCGAUAAGAGCACAUCUGAAAACCCAAACCUUAUUUCUCAACUCACUCAAAAAGUCGAGGAACUUCGGCAAAAUCUCAGAGUUCAAGCUGCUGGUCGGUCGAAUGCUGAAGCACAAGUACUUGAACUGCGAAAACGAUAUGAAGAUGAGUUUGGUGACCAUUCCGAGUGGCACACGCCCGGUAGGUCAAAACUUGAGGAGAUUGAUGGCAAUGAGGGAACUCGAAAUUCAUCCCCGACACAUCUCAGAAACAAACUCAAUGGCAGACCUCUGUCAGGCGCGACCCCACCUAAUCCCCGCUUUCCAAGCUCGGGUGACGUUGGGCAAGAUUCUGGACGCUCUGAUCGUACUGCCGAUAUGUUAAGUUUCAACAAUCGCAUGGAUUUGAAAGCUGACGUGGAAGAAUUACAAAAUCAAUUGCAGCUAUCACAAAUGGAGAAUCGUCAUCUACAGAGCCAGCUUGAGCGUUUUGUUCCAGGACGAGAUAUCUUUGAGGAUAGUCCGUCAGUACGCCGUGUGCACAAACUUGAGCAAGCCAACACUCGACUUCAUGAAAUGCUUGAUGAUUCUGCAAAGAAAGUUUCCGCUCUUGAACAGAGUAUUCAAACGGGAGAACUGUCAUUCCGCGAUAUUCAAGCCAAAUCUCACGAGGAGCUCUUUGAGCUCAUCAACAAUCAAGAAGAAAACAGACGAAUUUUAAUGUACGCUCACAAAGAUGCAUUAGUAGACCUCAAUGAUACGAAGAAAAAUUUUGAGAUGUUGAAACACACCCGAGCAGUCUUGGAGGUUGAUCUCCGAGAUGCUAAGUCUGAUCUUGAGGACAUGACUUUGCAAAGGGAUCAGGAUGCCGCCAGUCGAAAUCAACUUUUGCAAGAAUUUGCCGAUCUUCAGAUCCGUUUGGAUGCUGAAUCCUCAAAAUUGGCUGAUGUUAGUUCUAGUCUCGGUCUCUACAAGAGUAGAGCAGACGAGUACUUUAGCAAACUUGAACAGGCUGAAAUUGCCGUGUUGAAGGCUUCUAGGGCCGAACAAUUUGCCAGAUCUCAAGCAAAAGAAGCAGAGGAUACAUGUGCCGAAAUCAUGUCAGAACGGAAGCAAAUGGAUGAAGCCAUUGAAGAUCUUCAAAAACAGAACCAACAUUAUGAAGAGAAGCUCGAGGAUCUUUCCUCUGAUCUCGAUGCUGCAGUACAAGCAAGGAAACGAUUACAACAUGAGCUUGAAGAUUACCGAAGCCAACGUGCCAUGGAGAUUGAAGACAAAGAAUCUAGUAUGGAACAAACCAGAAAGAAAUACCAAGCUGAGUUUGCCACUCUCACGAAUGAAUUGGACAUUGCUCGUGAGGAGAAGCUAUUCAAACAAACAGAGAACACAAGACUUCGGGAAGAAUUGGAUCAGCUUCGAACGAAGUGGGACGAUGAAGUUAUGAACAGUUCAACAUGGUCUAAAGAAAAGGCUCGCCUGGAGGCCACUCUUUCAGAUCUCAAUACAUCACGCGACGAAGCCGUCAACGCUCACAAUGAAGCUCAAGGCAAAAUUGUAUCACUAUUAGCACAAGUGCGGAGUCUCAGAACAGACGUGGACGAUGCAGCUGCCGAAAGAGACAUUCUUCAACGCGAGAAGCGCGGCUUACAAGCUCGUCUAGAGGAAGCUAAAGCUGGUCUCGACGAUCUUGCACGAAGCGAUAGCCCUGCGCUACGAAAUGCUGCUGGAAUGGAUCGCGAGAUCUUGGAACUUAAAUCUAACUUAGCACAACAAGAAGAUAUUGCAGCUGCAGCCAUCGGCAAGAUGAGACGAUCUGAAGCACUUGCAUCUGAAAUACAGAAAGACAUUGUUGCCGAGAGAGAAAUGACAGCACAGUUGAAUAAGGAGAAGGCUGCGCUAGAAAAGUCACUCAAAGAAACUCAGGUCCGACUACUGGAUUUGGAAACUAAAGGCUAUUCAAGUGCCAGCCAAGACGUGAGGUUCCUUCACGGUCGUGUCCAAGAGCUCGAAGCCCAACUUGACGAGCAAGAAUCCGAACGCAACAAGUCGCAACGUUCCGUAAGAAAUGUCGAUCGCACAGUCAAAGAUCUUCAACAGCAAAUUGAACGCAAAGAAAAGGCCAACACGCAACUUCAAGAAGAUAUCGCCCGCUCGAGAGAUAAGGUCGAAAAACUUCUCAAGACAAUCGACGAGCUUCAAUCAAGUGAUUCGACCAAUCAACUUUCAGCUCGUAGAGCAGAACGUGAACUAAGAGAAGAAAGAGAAAAGGCUUUGAGGUUAGAGCGCGAAUUGGAAGGCUGGAAGGCAUUGAGAAUGCAGAAAGGUCCGGGUGGGAGAAUAAGUGCGAGUGGUACUUGGAGACCGAGUAGUGAAUUUGGCUCCGAAGAUGCAGGGAUUGACAUCCCUAAACGAAAGAGUAGUUUGAGUAGGCAGGAUAGCAUGAGCAAGGGGUUCUUGUAA